Molecule: messenger RNA, 3385 nt
Organism: Vitrella brassicaformis
Lineage: Eukaryota; Vitrellaceae
Source: the annotation of a GenBank genome assembly
AGUCUCUCUCACCUAUAAUGGCAGAGGAGCAGAAUCCGUUCACGCUGCCUGCGGAUGAGGAGAUAUUUCUGCUUCGGGAGGUAGAGCGUCGGCAGCACCAUGAGGAACGAGAAAAGCAGAAAUCCCUGCACGUGUGGGAGAAGGGCACCAGCUGCAGCCGGAUGCGCAAUAUCCGCCACGUCAAGGAUGACGAGAAACCCACCGCACCGCCAGCUGCUGGGGCUGCUGCGCAGCAAGAUUCACUCGCGCUCUCGGGCGCCAAGAGGGGCAGGGAGGGCGGCCCCCCACAACCCAAGUCGGCAGCAGCUCAAAAGUUCCUCCCAAUGGUGCCCACGGGCGCCAGCUUCCCACGAGAGAUGCGCAGAGAGAAAGAGGACCUUCGCAGCUUCAUCGGUAAUACUCACAUACACACACACAUACAUACAUACAUGCAUACAUACGUACAUACAGACAUACAUCAGGAGGAAGGGAGGGACACAAGCAGACAGGACAGCAUCCACACCCUCUCAACGUGAGAUAGUUUUCUGUAUUGUGCUUUAUGUGUGCUGCACGGGUCCCUUGGCUGGUUGGUUGGUUGGUUGGUUGGUUGGAUUCGUUGGCUGAUUGGCUGCUUGGCUGGUGCUGAUGCAUCCAUCAGCCAAGAAGCGGGAGAUGUUUUUGGUGCAGAUGUCGUUGGACAUCAAGAAGGCCGAGAUCCUCAAGCUGCACGAAAAGGCAGCCAUGAAGGAGGAGGCACUCAAGAAAUCGCAGCAAAUGCUCGAGGAAGACGUGACCAGGUAUCUACAUACAUAUACAUCCAUGCGGCAGGCACCACGGACGCUCGCAGCCCUGGACUCAUGGGGUGUGUGUGUUGGGGUGUAUGUGGUGUGCAGGUUUGACGCGUUCUUGCACGCCAACGACGCCAAGGCGCAUAAAGCAAUGAAGGUGUGUCAGUCAGUGAAUUAGUGAGUAAGUGUGGCAGCCUCCUCCCCGCCAGCCAGUCAGCCAGCCAGCCAGCCAGCCAGCCAUGGGAUCAACACUUGGGGAGUGAGUAGCCAGCGAUUUCAUGUGUCGCUGCGGAAUUUUCUGUUGUUGCGGUGAAGCAAGCCGAGUCUCUGAUGAAGAUAAAACAGGAGAAGGUGCAGAGGAUAAAACAGCUCAAAGGACAAAUAUCGGUCGGUGCCUGCAGCGGCCGCAUAGCAUACACACUAUAUUUUGUUGCGUGGGUGCCCUUUAUGUACGUAUGCGUAUGGAUGGCUGGCUGGAUGGAUGGAUACACACAUGCAGGCGAUUCAGUCAGAGAUAUCAAAGCAGCGUGAGCAGAAGGAGGAGUGCAUCAAGUUCAAGCACUUCCUUGAUAGACUCACGCCGCAGGAGUGGGUCGACGAACAAAUAUGCGUCAAACAAGACAGAAAGGCCAAGAGAAAACAGGUCAGUCACUUUGUUCAUCGGCUGUUCCGUCUUGUGCGCGACCCAAUGUCUCGUUGGUUGGUUCAUUGAAGUGUGUGUGUGUGUGUGUGCGACGCCCAACAAACAGCGUUGGAUCCAGAUGCGUUUGGAAGAAAUCAAUCGAGCCCUGGCUAAGGACGUCGAGGACAUCGAAAGGUCACACUGACAGACAGAUAGACACGAUUGGAUGGAUGGAUGGAUAAAUGGAUAAUUGGACGCCCGCCGAGAAGUCGUAUGGUUGUGCGCCUCUCUCUCUGUGUGUGUGUGUGUGUGAUACGACAGGGAUGCUGAGAGGGAGUGGCAGCAGGAGGAGAAGAAGAGGAAAGGCAAGGCACUCGAGGACGGUGAGUGAGGAAACAAACGAGCCAUACAACAAACGGAUCCAUUAGAUUACAGCCAGCCAGCCAUCUUCAACCAUGCAUACAUCCAUCCAUGUACGUACGUAUGUAUCGAUCGAUCAGCCAGGCGUGAAAUCGAGGACCGUGCUGACCGCCGACGCAAGGCGAGUCGGCGCAAAUACCCCACGGCGGCUGAGCUGGACAAGGAGUAUGAGGAUGUCAGCAGUGGGGACGAGCUCCCGCUCUACUUCAAGGAACCCAAACAGCUCCUUGACAUAUUCACAGUAAGUACCCACACACAGACACAAACCCAAUCCAUACACAAGCGGGAGACUUACCCGUCAGGGUCCACACACACAUUCUCCGUCGGUUGGCUAACCGGCUUGCCGGCCCCCUGGCUGCCAUGGUUGUAUGUAUUGUGUGCAGGCGCUUGAGGAACAGAAUUUGUUUCUGAUCCAGAAUGCCCAGGAGACCGAGCAGGCCCUGGAGGAAGUGGACCAGAAGUUCGCUCAGACGCGAAAGAUCAUGGGCGGAAAGGCAGAAACACUCAGGGCCAACAUUGUUGAACUUGGUCAGUCACUCAGUCAGUCAUGUCUCCACGUACAUUCGAUGGAUGGAUGGAUGGAUGGAUGGACGGUGUGUCGUGUGGCGUGUUUGUGUGUUUGGCUGCAGAGAAGCAGGUGAAUGAGGAGCGUCGUCACUGUGAUGAGCUCAAGGAGACCCUGCGGCAAAAGUCGGGCAGCAAAGAACAAGAUGCAGUCCUCAAGGAACUCGCAGCCAAGGUACACAGGCAGGUAGAGGCAGCCAGCCAGCCAGCCCGGCUGGCUUCACAGAAGCACGAGCCGGAUGAGACACCGGAAUGAUUUGUGUAUGUGUCUGUGGCUGGAUGUGUGUAGGUGUCUGAGGUGUAUUUGGCGUGUGGGUUUGACAUCGAUCACGAUCCCGACCCGCUCAAGAUGCUCGAGGCCAUCGAGGCCAAACUGGAGGAACUACUUGCACAACUUGACGAGUGUGAGGGUGAGCAACCGUCGCUCUGUGUCUCCCUCCCUGGCAAGCCACGCCUCUCUCCCUCUUGUUUCUGUCUCCGUGUGUCGCGUGCGCGUGUGUGUGUGUGGGCGUGUGUGUGUGCAUCUAUAUAGGUGUGAAUGCUGAGUUGGUGCGUAGUCUUGAGAGGGAGAAGGAGAAGGAGCGCCGCGAGGCGGUGCGUCAGCACAAGAUCGAGAUGCAGCACAAGAAGAACGAGGAGCGGCUCAGGGCCAGCCUCAAGCGUUCACAGGAGCCAAUCAAGAAGAAGAAGGGCAAACCAGUCAUGUUCAGAUCCCCACCCGAGCGACGAGACAACCUACGGGUCACCAGCGUCGACACAGAGGUCCCUUCACGCACUCGACUCGAUCGACAGACACCUCACUCUCCCAGCUCACAUAUUCAUCUGUCUGAUUCCUUUCGUGUGCAGGCGCUUGAGAGGGAACGCGAGUAUGCCCUGUUCUUCACCUGAACGGUGCGUGUACAUACAGAGAUGCAUACGGAUACGUACAUGCAUGCGCGGAUAUGCAAUGGACAUACGUGCCAAUGAAUACACGUGUCUCUUUCACGCGGCCGAUCGCCUCAGUCGACAGUUU